Messenger RNA from Venustampulla echinocandica, 1761 nucleotides. RefSeq lists its product as uncharacterized. Bases 1 to 1761 code for a protein of 586 amino acids. The transcript is spliced from 3 exons. Gene Ontology annotation, molecular function: DNA-binding transcription factor activity, RNA polymerase II-specific; transcription cis-regulatory region binding; zinc ion binding. The record is from RefSeq and is a predicted model, not a curated record. Gene Ontology annotation, biological process: positive regulation of transcription by RNA polymerase II. Lineage: Eukaryota; Fungi; Ascomycota; Leotiomycetes; Helotiales; Pleuroascaceae. Gene Ontology annotation, cellular component: nucleus.
AUGCAACGACGGAUGAAUGAAGGCCGACGACGGACUGGAUGCUGGACUUGCAAAUGUAAGUUGCUAUCGCCAGAUUCGCCCCUGUCCUUCCCCUCGGUACGAAGUAGUACACCAGGUGCCAAAAUUGACCAUGACUCAGCAAAGCAUGUGCAAUGUACCGAAGAAAGACCGUCGUGUUCUCGCUGCUUGAGAUUACAUCUUGAUUGCCAGUACGGGCUCCGGCUGCUCUGGAAAGAGGACGCCCUCCAAAGAAACAUCAGUCUUGGCCGUGAAGGAAAAUGGUCCAAGACACACAAAAAGUGUCAGAACGUAAGGUCUGACCCCGGAAAACUAUUUAAGCCCAUCAAUUUGAGUGCUUAUACUGGCGAAUGGAUAUUUUUAAACGCUACUAAAAAUGACUUCACUAUAUGUUCUAUUAUGAACUACGAUCCUUCAGACUAUCCUUCCAACGAUUUAGAGCCCGAGCUGGAAACAGAAACUCUGGAUCUGAUCCCACCCGAGCUUGAUCAAGUUGAGGCAGAUCCAGGUCAGGAAAUGGCCAUCUAUCAACCAGGUGGCUCUCUCUGCAUGUGGUCGUAUUCGACCGUUGAAGGAAACCUAUUCAAUUACUUCAUCGUUUCAAUAUGUCCUAGCUGCUCUUUAAGCGAAUCCGAUAACCCUUACCUUACCUACCUCGUACCUAUGUCCUUUAAUUUUCCGACAUUGCAAAAUGCCUUGCUGGCUGUUUCAGCAAACCAACUUCGGCUCUUGAACGACAAGCGGUUCGAAAUGGAGGCCUGGUAUCAUAAAUCCAAAGCUAUCCAAGGCGUUCAGAGAGCGAUUGAUGCAGGUCGUGUUGAUGUUGGCAUCGUGGCGACAGUUUUGAUGCUUUGCUUCUAUGACAUUUCAGAUGGCUGCAAUCGAGCCUGGGUCACCCAUCUUCGUGGUGGCCUGACCUUGCUUGAUCAACUCUCGCAGUCUGCAGGUCCUAGAGAAGAUAGUAAUCUGCACGCCUUCCUUCGGAUGUAUUUUGUUGCCCACGACAUCAUGAGCCGCACUGCGUGUGACGAGAUAGACGUCGACCACAGUCGCGAAUGGGUAGAAGACGAGACGAUCGACGAGAUUGAUGUGCUAAUGGGGUGCUCGAGAAGCCUGAUGAAUCUUGUGCGGAGAAUUUCAACUCUAGCAUCCCACGCGAAAAUGGCAAGUAUCCCUCGACAAAUAAAUUUAGAACUCACUAAUUUACAAUCAAAGAUAUCCCAGAGAAUCGGUGGACAGACGUCAGAAAUCGAAGCACUCAUAGUCUCACGUGACUUAAUCGAGCGAUCAAUCCAGUCCCUUAAACAAAUUCUUCCAAGCGGCGUACGCGAAUCAUCAACGCUUCCGAGAAUAGCAGAAAUAAAACGUCUAACAGCACUACUUUACCUCCACGAACGACUCAUUAUGCUCCCUUCUUCACAUACCCAAGGUAACUCACCUACAGUCUGCCGCUUCCAACUUAUCGCCACAAUAAUAUCCCUUAUAAGCACACUCCCCGACUCCCCGACCUUGCUCUGGCCUUUGUUCAUCCUUGGAAACACAGCUUUAGGUCUCGACGAGGAGCAGAGACGGUUUGUCCAUCAGAGACUUACCACUUUGCGGAAAGUGAGGAAUCUAGGGAGUGUAAGAAGAGCAAGGCUAGUUGUUGAGGAUACGUGGAAGAAAAUUGAUCUAGAAGUCAAGGAACCUACACAUGGGGCGUGGUUAACGAGAAGAACUCGGAAUAUUAUUAGUUUAGCUUAA